Molecule: messenger RNA, 351 nt
Organism: Penicillium cataractarum
Lineage: Eukaryota; Fungi; Ascomycota; Eurotiomycetes; Eurotiales; Aspergillaceae
Exons: 1
Coding region: 1-351 (116 amino acids)
Source: RefSeq, a predicted model, not a curated record
AUGAUGAAGGCCAGGCAUUAUCAAGCCUUGCUCGCGGGGGCGGCUAUAGCAUCGGUUCUACUAUUCCUGGUAGCCCAGCUGGUUCGUCCACACAGCCGCAACGGCCUUGCCAUCUUCCACGGGCAUCUUCCCCCAAUCCCAGAGUAUGCCGCAGACGACAAACCAGUACUGCGUCAGCCAGACAGAGAAGACUCGGAUCUCACAGUUCAAACGACGUCAAUAAGCAAAACGGCAGAGAUUAUCCCGUCAGAAACAUCAACCAAACAGUGGGAUGACGCUUGGGAUGAUAAGAAUCUCUGGCCUAAGAUUUCAAAACCAACGCCGACACCUGCAUCGGUAUCUACAGGCUAG